Nelumbo nucifera (sacred lotus) is the source of this 2475-nucleotide messenger RNA. Its product is annotated as nicotinate phosphoribosyltransferase 2-like. Gene Ontology annotation, biological process: NAD+ biosynthetic process via the salvage pathway. The record is from RefSeq and is a predicted model, not a curated record. Lineage: Eukaryota; Viridiplantae; Streptophyta; Magnoliopsida; Proteales; Nelumbonaceae. Gene Ontology annotation, cellular component: cytosol. Gene Ontology annotation, molecular function: nicotinate phosphoribosyltransferase activity.
AGAAAGAGAGGGAGAGAGAGAGUAAAGAAAACGUUUGCUAGACGAUUCUAUCUGCCCGUGAAUCGUGAUAGAUUCCUACCACGGGCACGUUCGGGGAUGCUAAUUGAAGCCUGAACGACCCCGGACCAAUUAACCGCCGAGUGGCAAGUGUGGCCAGAGGGAUCUUCGUGGUUAACGGCCUCGACAUCUCUUUCUUUUUAUGAAGACUCCACAGACGAGUGACGCCAAGGCGGCCUCUUGUUUCUUCUCUAACUAUAAACACCUAAGAUAAAAGCCUCCUCUCCUCUUCCGGUUUUCCCUUCCAUCAGUCGGGUUUCUUUCGUACUCUUAUCUACCUAUAUGCAUGGGUAACCUGAAAGCGAACAAGAGUGAGAAAUAACCCUAGAUUUUCUGCGCUAACAAUGGACGCGACUACAAACGGGUCCAAGCAAGAACGGUCGUCGAGUCCCAAAAUCGAUGGACCAACGAAUUCCAUGGUUACGCCUCUCCUUACAGAUCUCUAUCAAUUCACCAUGGCUUAUGCUUAUUGGAAGGCCGGCAAGCAUCUCGAACGUGCUGUGUUUGAUUUAUUUUUCCGUAAGAACCCAUUUGGUGGUGAAUACACUGUCUUUGCUGGUCUAGAAGAAUGCAUUCGUUUCAUUGCUAAUUUUAAAUUUACAGAGGAUGAGAUUUCAUUUCUCCGUUCGUCCUUGCCUCCUAAUUGUGAGGAUGGCUUUUUUGAUUAUCUUAGAGGAAUUGACUGCUUUGGUGUUGAAGUUUAUGCUAUUUCUGAGGGGUCAGUUGUUUUUCCAAAGAUACCCUUAUUGAGGGUUGAAGGACCAAUUGCAGUGGUUCAACUUUUGGAAACUCCAUUUGUAAAUCUUAUCAACUAUGCAUCAUUAGUGGCUACAAAUGCUGCAAGACACCGAUUUGUUGCAGGGAAGUCCAAAGUUCUACUUGAGUUUGGGCUUCGGAGGGCACAGGGUCCUGAUGGUGGAAUAAGUGCAUCAAAAUAUUGCUAUAUUGGUGGAUUUGAUGCCACAAGCAAUGUUGCAGCUGGGAGGCUUUUUGGGAUACCACUUCGUGGAACACAUUCUCAUGCUUUUGUUAGCUCAUUCAUGAGUCCUGAUGAGAUUAUUGACAAAUCACUUCGUAGUAGUGAUGGCACAGGUACCUGUGAAGAUUUUGUUAGUCUGGUGCAGACCUGGCUAAGAAAAAUUCAGUGGGCAGAUUCAUUGCGUGGUGUUUUUGGUGAGACCAAUCAAAGUGAAUUGGCAGCUUUUACCUCGUAUGCAUUGGCAUUCCCCCACAACUUUUUAGCCCUUGUGGACACAUAUGAUGUUAUGAAGAGCGGUGUUCCUAAUUUCUGUGCAGUUGCUUUAGCACUUUCUGAUUUGGGGUACAAAGCAGUUGGCAUUAGGUUGGACUCUGGUGACCUUGCAUAUUUGUCUAUUGAGGCUAGGAAGUUCUUCCGUGCAAUUGAAAAGGAAUUCGGAAUGCCUGGUUUUGGAAAUAUGACCAUUACUGCUAGUAACGACCUCAACGAGGAAACUUUGGAUGCAUUAAACAAGCAGGGACAUGAAGUUGAUGCAUUUGGAAUUGGUACCAACCUUGUGACAUGCUAUGCCCAAGCAGCUCUUGGUUGUGUUUUCAAGCUGGUUGAGAUAAAUAAUCAGCCUCGCAUUAAAUUGUCAGAAGAUGUUUCUAAGGUCUCAAUACCAUGCAAAAAAAGAUGUUAUAGAUUAUAUGGGAGAGAAGGUUAUCCACUGUUAGACAUUAUGACUGGAGAAAAUGAACCACCUCCAAAGGUAGCAGAACGGAUCUUAUGCCGACACCCUUUCAAUGAAUCCAAGAGGGCAUAUGUGGUGCCACAGCAUGUGGAGGAGCUACUGAAGUGUUAUUGGCCUGGAGAUUCAGAUAAAGCAAGAGUAGAAUUACCACCUCUUAAGGAGAUUAGAGAUCGUUGCAUCAGACAGUUGGAUCAAAUGCGGCCUGAUCACAUGAGGAGAUUGAACCCAACACCUUACAAGGUGAGUGUAAGUGCUAAGUUGUAUGACUUUAUUCACUUCUUAUGGCUCAAUGAGGCACCCGUUGGGGAGUUGCAGUGAUGAUGUGGAUAAGAAGCACUUAAUGGUAACCAUCACCUAAUGCUGAUUGUAAGGGGAAGCAAUGAUUUCAAUUGUGCGAAGGAGCUUCCUCAUAGGGUUGGGACCUUUUAAGUUGGAAAUCAUACAAUAUCUAGCUUCAACGUGGUGAGGGAUUACAUAUUGCUUUUGUCUAAUAAAAAAUAUUCAAUGAACUGUCCGUUUUGAGUUUUUCCAACACUGUACUCAAAUUUUGCAUUGAAUUUUACCAUCUUCAUGUUUACUAAUUUGACUUAUGAAGAUGUUGGGACUGGAAACAUGGUUCUCAAAAUCAUAGUACUAAAAGGUCGUAACUUGAGGACAUGUAAUGGCCAUGGUUGUAAAUUUCAGUGAUAUUCUGUGAAAUUUGUUA